Molecule: messenger RNA, 3334 nt
Organism: Uranotaenia lowii
Lineage: Eukaryota; Metazoa; Arthropoda; Insecta; Diptera; Culicidae
Exons: 4
Coding region: 676-3228 (850 amino acids)
Source: RefSeq, a predicted model, not a curated record
UACUGGAAAUCGUUUUCGGGUGGUGUACUUUUGUUAUCAAUCAAAGAAGAGGGAACAGGGUGACAUCAUUGUGGGUCUCUUUGUGAUCAAAACAGUUCCGUUUGUAGAUGUUUCAUUGAUGUUUUUAAACCAGUGAAUUAUGUACUACACUGAUAAAAUAAUCCCAAAAGUCUGCAAAAAAAAAUUCCUUCAAUAGCUCUGGGUGGGCAAACAUCAAGGUGAAAAACUAAAUUAUUUUAAAAUGAUUGAGCAAUCAACCUAUCCACUUGAAACACAUAGUUGCUACAAAUAGCGAACAAUCGUUAUCAGUUGGUUUGACGACAAUCGUUCGACAAGGUGUAUUUGCAAAAUAAAAAAAUGAAAAAAAACGCGCACAAGAAAUUAGUGUCACUUCACUCAAUGUUUAGCAAUGAUUCUUGAAAGAAUUCGCAAUGUUGCUGUUUCUGUUUCGUUAACGUACUCACCCCACUCAAAAAGGAUAGACGAAAUUAUGAUCGAUUUUGGAAUGUGUGACAAGUGACAUGUGUAAUGGAGUGGUUUACUCAAUCUGAUUCGAACUGAACAACUCUCAGAGGGGAUGGAUCAACUCGAUCAGAUAGACACGAGACAGCUGUGAUAAGGGGUUCGAAUGAGUCGUUUCGGCGGCGAUUCUUCGGUAAACGGCAUGUGUGAGAUAUGCGUGACUCAGUCGAACGGAACCGUCGAGAGGAGAACAGCCGCAGCAGUAAGACUUCGCGCUACUGCAAAACGAUUCUGCUCCCGGACCGGCUCCAGGAAGCGGUCGAUCGACGGGUGAAGUUUUGUGCGAGGCACGGUCCUCAGAAACACAUUCUCCAAUCGUUCCACAACCAGACCUGUUACGUGAUUCAUGAUAACAUAGAAAUUUCGAACCCUGGAGAGUCUUCCGUGUACAGCAUUCUGACGAAUGCUCCAAUUUACAAAGUGGAAAUCGAGGACGGAUUCGAUGAGAAGAUGCAUAGUGGGAUGGGAGCGGCCAAGCGGAGGAAAACGAGAAGCCACCAUGGAUACGUUAAGCUGAAGAGCACCGAGUACAUUAAGCCCAACAAUCCAACUCCGCUGGAUGUUAUCGAUGAAAACGGGGCUGAGUUUCUCGGUGAGUCGAGUGGAUUGAACGGUUUUGGGAAGAAAAAUGGAAGAAACAGCAGCAGUUUCGACAGUGGUGGAUCGAUGGAUGAAGAAGAUGAUGAUGACGACGAGGAAGAUGUUCCGAUAACCAACUUCGGUAAAAUGAACUUUCGCGAUAGUGUGUGGAUGCAAAGAACAAAGCCUAGCGUAGGGGUUAAUGGUCUGGGUAAACGAAUUGUUCCUUCGACUUCGACAAGCUCGACGUCGCCACCGAGCAGCGAGUAUGAUUACGCUUACAUAACAGCAAUUAACAAGCACCAACCGCUGAGCAUCAUGAAAAGUAUCAAUGAUGAUCAACCUCUAAGCAGUACAGUGCUGCCAGACUAUUGCGUAACUUUGAUCACGUGUUCAUCAGAACUCAAUCAAGGUUAUUACUCUGACGACGAAUCGGAUGUGGAUAAGUUACUAGGGGAUCUAAAGGGUAAAACGAAUCGCCUGGAAUACGUAACGGAGCGAAAACAGUACCUCAACUCAAAGGGGUUCCUGGCGUACUUCAUCAACCUAUUCCAGGAUACAAUAUCGCAAGACCUGGAAAUCAAGCAGCACGAUCUGGAGAAAGCAACUUGGAAGGGCGCAGUGAUCUACAGCGGGGCGUGGGAAAUCAUUCCGGCCAUCGUUUGUCCCUGGCCGAGGGAAGCCUUCGAAUGGGUCCAGAGAAAGCGAGAGAUCAAGAUAAAUCCAUUGAACAAGCAAAAGUUCCAGUGGCCUACAGCUCCAAUGAUCCAGAAAGUGAAAUCGUUCGGUUGCCACGUAAUUCCAACAGGAUACGCACCCAAACAAGGACAAAAUCGAUACCGAAUGCUUGAAUGGAAAAUGGUAUUCCCUGAAGCAGAGCGAUAUCUGGAAAGCUGCCUCACCAACACCCAAGCCAAGGUUUACAUGAUCACGAAACUUUUGUUUCGAACCUUCGUCGAUCCAGCAAUCAGCAGUGGGAUGAACAUGUUUGGAACCGAACACCUCAGAGCGCAUCUUUUCUGGCAAUGUGAGAACAACUACGUAGCCUGGCCCGAGGAAUAUCUCGGUGAAGCUCUACUCCGUUUCUUAAACGCUCUACUGGAAAGAAUCAAGACCCACAAACUACCAGACUACUUUCUCCCGACAAGGAACCUAUUCGAGAACAUUCCAGAACGAGCGCUGGUUGAGCUACACAAACGAAUCUUUCGGAUUACCGAGAACCCUCUGAUACACAUGAUGAUUGCGUUGAAGAACACCAAACAUUUAUCAGGUCAAGCACCCUUCUAUCCGAAAAUCAAAAUCAAACGCCUCUAUUCGAUAAUGGCCAUCGAUAACCCACUGAAGAUCCUCAAUCCACGCUUCCGAGACGAAGACGAAAAUCUAGCAGCCGAAGACUCUGGCGAGGAUGAAGGCAAGGAAAAAGAAGUCGCCGUCGGUUUCAUGGCCUACUUCAACGAACAAGAAGUUGAGUCCCGGAAACAAAGAACCCGCAUUGUUCAGUUUAUGGAGGCAGAGAAGAAAAAACAAAUGGAAGCCGGCUCCGAUCGAAAGCUUUCGGUUGAUUCCAUCGAUUUGAUGUUUACCCCUCUAAAACACAUGGAAAACGUGCGACGGCAGAUGAUCUACAACAUUUUCGUGCAGCACUUCAUCGAGAUGGCCCAGGCGUCUUGCGCAUUUCGAUCCCUAAAUCAAGGUUUGGUUUAUCUGCAGCAAGCGGAACGGCUGUGCAGUCUGUUGAACGACGAUCAUGGAGUGGAGGAAGCCCGGCGAUAUCUCAGCAAAAUUCGCAACGUUCGUAAUGACAUUCAGAACGCGCUACAGAACAACUACGAUGGUCCGGCGCUACCCAAACGAGCUAGUAAUGCAGGCGCAGGCGCGAACGUCAGAACGUCAGGUCGUCAGAUGCAACAGAAAGGCCUGAAACCAGGUAGAAAAAGUCGAGACAGGAUUUCCUACAGCAACAUGGGUGCAUUGAUGAAUGGGGAGAAUGGUUCGCCUGGAAACGAUCGGAAGAAGGAGCGACGAAAAAUUUCCGCCCAGGUCCAUAGGCAGAGUUCCCGCAACGGAGAUGAUUCGUCACUGAACGUGGAUAUAACGCAACUUUUAGGUAACGUUGCCGUCAACUGAUUAGUUAGAGCUAAAAUUGGUUUUUGUUAAAGUUUUGUGCAGUUAUAAACUGCGCUUCUGUGAUAAAAGUGGAUGAUUUGAAUAAAUAUGUUACAUUGGCGUUUUA